CACACAGUUUGGCACACUCCUCAGAUCAGGGCUGGGGCUUCCCGGGUGGAGGGAAAGGCCUGGCACGGCCCGAGGGACUCUCAGCUGGGUUUAUCGCAGCCGUGUCUCUGAACAGGGCCGGGUGCCAGGGCGGGUUCCGUGGCCUUUCCCAAGCCUGGGAGCCCUCUCUCUGGUGGCAGAGCCUUGGCCACUGGACGGCUGAGCGGAAGAGCCCAGACCGUCGGCUCCCUUAGUUGGCCCUUCCGGGAGCCGCCUGGUCUCUGGUGCAGGAAGGGGAAGGGGCCAGAGCCGGGGGGCGUGGCAGGAAGGGGGGAACUCUGCGGUAAAGGAGCUGCUCGCCCAGCACAGCUGCGCGGUGCCCUCGGAGCUGCGAUCCCCAGUUGCCGCCCCUCGGCCCCGUCCAAGAUGAUUCCAGCAGCUGUCCUGCUCCUGCUCCUUCUGGUUGAACAAGCAGAGGCCCUGGGAGAGCCUCAGCUCUGCUACAUCCUGGAUGCCAUCCUGUUCCUGUACGGGAUAGUCCUGACCCUGCUCUACUGUCGACUGAAGAUCCAGGUGCGAAAGGCAGCUGUAGCCUAUCAGAAGUCAGAUGGCAUUUACACGGGCCUGAGCCCCCGGAGCCAGGAGACUUACGAGACCCUGAAGCAUCAGAAACCAACAGAGUAACUGCAGGACAGAUGCCCUUGGUCAUGUCCUCCUGCUCCCGGGUCCCGGCCCAGUCCCAUGUAAUGAGACGAUGCCCCCAUGAAUGGACCUGCUGCUUCCUCCUCCCCACGGCCUACGCGCAGAUGCUACUUGUUAAUGUUCGUAUUCUAGUCCCCGCUGACCGCACCUUCUCACUCUUCCCCACUCCCAAUGCCCACUGAAACGUGGGAAGGCAAUAGCACCAAUAAAACCACCAGACUGACUCCACUCCUUCCUCCCUUCCUUCAUCAUACACUUGGCCUCCAGGCUGCAAACAGAAGAUGCCGUUGGAAUAAGACAAGCUCCAUUCCUGACCGGUCGGAGCUCACGGUGUUGACACCAGGCUGUUUUGCUCGAUUAAGGGGUAAAUUCUACCUGUGAGAGGGACAGAUGAGACCCCUGACCCUCAGGGUCUCUAGCAUGGAGCAGGAGCAGGGACUUCUGUGUUGUGACUCCAGGCACAUUCAGAGAUAUGCGAACCUAAGGAAUGACUUCGGGAUUGUGGGAAAACCUGGCUGUUCAACCUCAAAGAGUGGCCAGUCCAAUCACAGUGGCCACCAGGAGCCGUGGUGGGCAGCUCAGUGUGCGUGGGCAUUAGCCUGGUUGAAAAGUCGAACCUGCAGGAGGGAUGGUGUGACAAAGGCUUGUGUGAUGCUCCAAGGGGAAGGCUGUGCAGAGACAGUGAGGUUUUAGUAGGUUCCGGGGGAAGAGGGACAGGUAGGGAUUGGGUGUGGGCAAGACAGAGGGACAAAUUGGGUCUAGAUGGGAAGUGAAGGGAUCCCUCUCAUCACGCACCUGUUGCCUGUGGCCCAAUGGGGAUUAAACCUGCAGCAUGGGUAUGUGCCUUGACCAGGAAUCGAACAUGCUACCUUCUGGCGUUUGGACAACCCUCCAACCAACUGAGCCAUACUGGCCAGGGCCGGAAGUCUUUGACUGCCAUCUGAUGUGGCCAAUCCUGCCUCAGACCCAGCAGCCUUCUCAGAUGGUUCUCUGUAGGUUCCCAGGUGCACCCUGGCCACCCCAUGCUGGGCAGUACUUUGCUCUCGCAGUGAC
Molecule: messenger RNA, 1734 nt
Organism: Molossus molossus (Pallas's mastiff bat)
Lineage: Eukaryota; Metazoa; Chordata; Mammalia; Chiroptera; Molossidae
Gene: FCER1G
Product: Fc fragment of IgE receptor Ig
Exons: 5
Coding region: 406-663 (85 amino acids)
Biological process (GO): Fc receptor mediated stimulatory signaling pathway; neutrophil chemotaxis; neutrophil activation involved in immune response
Cellular component (GO): external side of plasma membrane; Fc-epsilon receptor I complex; membrane
Molecular function (GO): IgE receptor activity; IgG binding
Source: RefSeq, a predicted model, not a curated record